Molecule: messenger RNA, 1849 nt
Organism: Salvia miltiorrhiza (redroot sage)
Lineage: Eukaryota; Viridiplantae; Streptophyta; Magnoliopsida; Lamiales; Lamiaceae
Product: protein IQ-DOMAIN 12
Exons: 5
Coding region: 448-1635 (395 amino acids)
Molecular function (GO): protein binding
Source: RefSeq, a predicted model, not a curated record
GUUAAAACACACUUCAUCCCAAGUCACCCCAAAAUUGUACUCACAAAUUCUUGAUAAUUGAAAGAUCAAUAGAUAACAUACCCCCCACCCACCCACCUUCUACCCCCAUUUGUUUUUCUAAAGUUGCUUUCCCAAUCACUCUCAAUCAGCACAUGAUAUGCUUUUCAAAGCAUAACUAAACAAAUUGCUGUACAUGAAAGCUUAAAAACAGGAAAGCAAGAAAAGCAAGCCAUUUUGUACCAUCAUCAUUCAAGAAUGAUACUCAAACAAAAUGUUUGGAUAUUUUAUCAACAUGCAUGGCUAUAUAAAUUGAUUUUCUCACCCCUUUUCUCUGCAUGCUUCAAAUCCAAUUUUCUUGAAUCUGGUCUUCCCUGAAAAUGGCAGCAGAAAAAUCUGUAGAAUGAGAUUUGAAUUUCUUCAAUUUUGGAGAACAUUAAUAAACCAAACAUGGGAAAGAAAAAGUGUUGGCUCACUUAUGUGAAGAGGUUCUUCAUUCCUGAGCCAAAACCAAAAUCUGAAGAGAAAUGGAGAUGGAUAUUCAAAAGAUUCAAAUUCAGACACUAUCCUGCAAUUGAGGAAGCUCCUGAGAAAGCACUGAGUCAUGCAACAGAAGAGCAGAGGAAGCAUGCAUUAGCUGUCGCCAUUGCCACGGCGGCAGCAGCAGACGCCGCUGUGGCUGCAGCCAACGCAGCCGCGGAGGUUGUCCGCCUCACCAGCGCCCCACACAGCCACCGGCUCAGAAGCCAGCACGCUGCCGCCAUCAGAAUCCAGAGUACUUAUAGGGGCCAUCUUGCUAGGAAGGCUUUGAGUGCUCUGAGAGGCCUUGUGAAGCUUCAAGCAGUGAUUAGGGGGGAGCUGGUGAGGCGUAGCGUGGUUAGAAAGCUGUCGUCCAUGGCUUUUCUUGCAGAUUUAAAGAAGCCGCGAGCUGAGAAGAAGAGAGUGCCAACCCUGCUUGAGUGCCUCAGCCAGAGUGAGAGUAGGCAUAGUCUUGGCAGAAAGGAAGGGAUCAAGUCUGAAGAGAUGAGACUCCGAUGCAGCACGCAGAGGACGUGGGAUCUGAGCUUGAUCUCAAAGGAUAGUGUGGAAGCAUUGUAUCUACAGAAGCAAGAAGCUAUUGCUAGAAGGGAACGCAUGAAGCAGUACUCAUUUUCACAUCGGGAGAGGAGAAAUGAUGAAAGCCUGCAAGAAUUAAUGAGCAGAAAGAGCAGCAGGUUCGAUCAAUACCUCGAACUCGAGCCGGAGAAGCUCAAAACAGUUGAUGCAAGUAGACUUGGACAGCUGAGGUUGAGAAGUGCAUGCAAGAAUGAAAGAAUGGAGGAGGUGAACUCACCGUUUUCACAGCCGAGGAGAUCUUUCUGCCACGUGAAACAUAGGUCAAUCGGGGAUGAUGGAUCGUUGCCUAGUUCCCCCAUCUUCCCUGCAUACAUGGCUGCCACCGAGUCUGCCAAGGCCAGGUCGAGGUCACUGAGCACACCCAAGCAGAGGCUGAGGCUGUGUGAGACGUACUCGGGUGAUCACUCUCCCUACAGCCUCAGGACGUUUUCAUGGAGCUCCUUCAAUGACAAGAUCAACACAAGUAGCAAGCGGAACAGCAUUUCUCAGCACAUUUCUUCUAAUUUUGGAACACAUAACUGAGAGCAAUGAUUCAGCUUUUCUCCAAUCUUGUACAUAAUGUGCAUGUCACCGCGAUUUCCUCCUUGUAUCUUCGAGCUUGUAAACUCAAGAUUUUGGUGCAGUUUUUCCCCGUUGCAGUGUGUAUCUUCUUCUUCUUCUUGAAACAAUCAAGAUCAACAUUGCUGAACCAAAUUGUUGUUAAAAAUUAUGGCAGGCCAACCAGUUUCUGACAGUA